GGGAGGUUAUCGGGGUAGGGGAUGUUAUCGGGGUAGAUACGGUUUCCUAUAAAACGAGGGACCAAUCGUACCCAAAAUCAGUCUCAAAAAUAGGAAAAAAAAAACAUUGAAAACGGAUCAGCCGGCUCAGUCAUGGAAUAAGUUUCCAUUUCAAGGAGGGGAGACAGUUUAUACAUUAGGAGAAUCAAACACAGAAAGAGGGAAGAUGAGGAUUUAAGUGGGAAAGAGCAAAGAAGAAAGAUGGGGAUCAAACUCGGCCAGAAGAAAAGAGGUAUGUAUCUGUCUCUUAAACUCAAUUUGUGGACUUCCUUUAAUUCCUUAUUCCAUUGAUCUUAAUUUAUCAAAAACUUUGAUCAUAUCCCAAACCAUUUUCACUUGAUCUGUUCAUCAAUUUAAAUUUAAUGGGUUUACUGUCUGAAGUAGUAUUGCAUUUGAUGAAUGAAAUGAUUGGAUCAACUUUGUUCUCUGUCGUUCCAUUCUCUUGGCAACAAGCCAACAACAAUAUGAAAGAUAUAUGGACAAGUGGAAAGCUGGUGUUUACAAACACAGGUUCCAGACUUCAGGUAUGUGACUUUCUAUUAAAAUGUUAUUGGUCACUCUUAGGUGCCUGCAUUGGUGAUCAUAUUUUCUUUCAUUUCUUUGAAUGAUUUUGUAUUUUUCUUAUUUAAAUGUACUGGCUAAAUGGAUUAGUUCAUAGUAGUUGUUUAUUGAACUUAGACUCCUAAUAUGCGAGAUUGUUUUUAUUGUAAAAUGGAGACGGGCAAUGGUUCUUCACGGUAAGGUCUGGGAUUGAUUCUUCUACUUUCAGUUGCCUCUCAAGUCUCAAUUGAUUUGUGUUUCUCUUCUACAAUAUUUCAGUUAGAUUUUAGUUUUUGUUAUGAUGAUAUAUAUAUUUUUGUUUGCUUUGAUUGUUCCACUGAUUUUGGAGCUUACUGUUUCUGUCGAGAUAUCGCAUCAAUACUUUUUGUGGGUUCUGAUUUCUGAAUCAUGGUCCAAACUCCAAAGUGCAGUCAUGGAGAAAAAAGAACGUCAUAUGGGAAAAAUCAUGCAUAAAAGUGCGUCCUAUUGCAGAUAAUGGAAGCCUUAGCAGUUAGAACAAGCUCCAAUGGGAUGAGUUGCUCUCCCGUAAUUGCUGCUACUGCUCUAUCGUUUGAUAAGCAUGAAAAUAUUUUUUGGUGGUUGAGGAAAGAAUUACAAAUCUUCAAUUGUAUUCACUUGGUACUUUAAAUUGGAUUUUUUCUUUGUUCUUUUUUAGUGCCAAAAUUUAGUAAUAGGUGAAAUUUACUGGGUUUCAUUUAGAUAUUCCACAUUUUUUAUUACAGUUUCAUAGAAGUCUCAAUUAAAACACGAAUCACUACUAAAUUAUUUUCUGUUACUAAAAACUCCAGCUACCUAUUAACGUACUUCACAAAAGGAAAAGGAAAACUACAUAUUAACAACGUUUUCAUACGCGAGUAUCGUGAGUAUAAAAAUUAGUAUUAGAUAAAAAGUGUGAAUUUUAUAAACUUAAACUAAUGUUACGGGCUCCUCAGUUUAAGGAGCCGGAUCCGUACCAAACCAUAACCAGAAAAUAAAACCCAGUAACAAAAAGAAACGAAAUUUAAAACAAAAAAUGAUAACACUGGCUGCUCAAACUCUCUACGUCUCACUGUGCUUGACUCAUGGCUACUCCACCCACCACUCCCACCAUCACAUUAAAUCACUAGUAGUCACAACACCCACGCUUCCCUCAUCCCUCCACACAAUGCCAAUCAGAAGGAGACGAAACGACGCCGCUUCAUGGCGUUGUGCCGCGGCCGCGUCUGACUCGGUUCCACAACCGCCGCCGCCAACUCCGCCGGAAAAGCAAAGGGAAGGUUCGGAUUUGCAGACGCUGCUCCGGAGAUUCUGGAAGGUGGCGGCGCCGUACUGGUCCUCCGACGACAAGGUCCAGGCGAGGAUGCAGCUCGGCGGAGUGUUUCUUCUCACUCUCGCCACCACCGGAAUCAGCGUCGGCUUCAAUUUCCUCGGCCGUGACUUCUACAAUGCCCUCGCCAGUCACUCCCUCUUUCUGUAGUUUUGAGUAGUGAUGUGAAAUUGUGAUCAAGUAAAAAAAAAAAAAAUACUAGAUUUUUUGGUUGUGGAUUUUUGGUGAAAUUUGGUGAUGGUGAUGUGAAGAUAAGGACCAAGAGCAGUUCAUGAAGCAAUUGCUGUACUACCUGGGUGCCUUUGCUGGUGGAAUUCCGAUGAGCACCAAUCGCUGCUCUUUCGCUUAGAUGUAGGCACCUUUCAUGUUCAGUUCCAGUAUCCCUUCAACGUAUAUAUGGCUCAUGACUCUCGAGCAGUAGAAUGGGUGGACUUGGAAACUUAAAAAAGGGGCCGGGGUCGUUGAUGACUUAGGAUACCAUUCCUUUCAGACUUCAGUAUUUAAUGUUACUCGGUUUCAGAAUUUUAUACAUUUCCACAAGUUUGAACCAAAGUGUGUGUAAUCAUGGAUAGCUUCUGUGCGAAGAUAUUCAAGCCUACCAGCUCUGGCUUCCUCAUCAACAAUGUUGCUCGCUACUUGCUCUUUCUUUUGCUGGCAUCUUCAUACAUGCACGGUACUUCUCAAGUGUGUUUGGGAGAUGAACUUCCGAGUGGUGUGAGAUCAUCAUCAUGCAUCGAGGAAGAGGGACGAGCACUUCUCAGUUUCAAAGCAGAUGUUUAUGAUCCUUCCAGCAGGCUUUCAUCUUGGGUGGGUCUGGAUUGCUGUCGAUGGAAAGGGAUUUCAUGCAGCAACCGUACAGGUCACGUUGCAAAGAUGGACCUCCCAAACCCGAAUUACGAUCAAGAGAAUGGCUUCAAACGCUCCUCUGAAGGUUCCACUUGCUGCUCCAAGUGAGUCCCUUCCUGAAAGACCUGGAGCGCCAGAUUGUCCAUACUUUCUGAAAACUCAAAGAUGCAAGUUUGGUCUUAAAUGCAAGUUUAAUCAUCCAAAGGACAAACUGGCUACUGCGGGUGCUUCGGAAAAUGGUGAUGUUAAUGCCCUACCUGAGAGGCCUUCUGAACCCCCAUGUGCAGUGAGAUAUCUAUCCCAUACUUUUGUAAUGUGUAUUAUCUAUCUAUAAAAUAUGUUGAUUUGGACCAAAAAAUAAAUCUACACAGUUCUACUUGAAAA
Fragaria vesca subsp. vesca is the source of this 3136-nucleotide messenger RNA. Its product is annotated as zinc finger CCCH domain-containing protein 43-like. Gene Ontology annotation, molecular function: protein binding. Bases 2679 to 3086 code for a protein of 135 amino acids. The record is from RefSeq and is a predicted model, not a curated record. NCBI's taxonomy places the organism in Eukaryota, Viridiplantae, Streptophyta, Magnoliopsida, Rosales, Rosaceae. The transcript is spliced from 7 exons.